Elaeis guineensis (African oil palm) is the source of this 3673-nucleotide messenger RNA. The record is from RefSeq and is a predicted model, not a curated record. Lineage: Eukaryota; Viridiplantae; Streptophyta; Magnoliopsida; Arecales; Arecaceae.
GGAGGGAGGAGAGAGAGAGAGAGAGAGAGAGAGAGGAAAGUACCGAAGCGAGUGCGUGGAAAAGGUUCCCCCUUCGUGGGCAGAGGAAUCGGCGAAUCAUGGGAGGAUGCGAGGGCGGGCCCUGUGGAUUUCUCUCUUAUAAUACCCGGAGCAGUGAAAGGUCGGAUUUUUCCUGUGGUUUCUGCUCUUUUAUUUGAGUAUCUUCACGAGGUGAAGUGCAUGAAGGCUAUGCCUUGAAUCUCUGGAAUUUUGAAGUAAGAUGCCCCUGCUUGUAUUUAUAUGCUGGUCGUUAACUAAAACUUAAGGAACGUCUGGUUGGACCUGAGUUCUUAUGUACCUAAAAGUUGUUAGGGUGAGACAUUAAGUUAUAUGAUUCGGUAUGGUUCCAUCUGGGUAGCACUUUGCAGGAGCUGGAUGUGAAUAUGUUGGUAGGGACAUGCUCCGGGCAAGUGAAGCUGAUAUCACUGCUCUUCUUCUGGUCUUGGUUGUGCUCCCUUUGGUCACUUACGUUUUACUUGGAAUAUGGAAUGAGACUUCGAAAAAGAAGGCCAGGAUAAGUAUGCUUGCUCAGCUUGCUGCUGAGGAAGCUCUCAGAGUUGAAGCAAUGGCAUCUGCUGAUGUUUUACCAGCUGGACUUUCUUUAAAAACUGGUUUUCAUGAGUGUGCCAGAUGCUUUUCUCCUGCUACAACCCGCUGCUCUAGAUGCAAGUCUGUCAGAUACUGUUCUGGAAAGUGUCAAAUAAUACACUGGCGGCUGGGGCACAAGCAGGAAUGUCAGCAAUGGCAAGAUAACAGCUCCAAUGUUUCUGGUGACUUUUCUCUUACAGAAGCAGUUCAACAGAAUUCUCAUUUAGAUGGCCUCAAAUCAUCAUUCCUUGGAAGUGAUUUUGAAGAGUCCCUUCAUGGUGAUCUUUGUGGUAAUGUAUCAAGUGAUCCUUGUGUUAUGAAAAUUGAUGCAUCUCUAGAUCCAGCUGCAGGAAGAAAUCUGUCAGACAAGCGUUCCCAUAAUAGAUCAAAAAGAUUUUUCUUUAAAAGUGAUGAAAUUGCUGCACGUGCAUAUGAUGAUACCAUUAUCUGUGACACAGAUUCUCACACUGAAUGUUCAAGUUCCUCGUUUACGGAGUUUUCAUCAAAAGAUGCUCCUCUGGAACAUAAGUUAGGAACUGUGAACUUCACACCUGAUGAUGAAACUCAUAGGAUUCAGGACACCAGCAGUUCGUCCACCAUCAAAAAUAAUUUGCAUCAGUCUCAUAAAUUAACAGAUGAAAUUAGAAAUGGACUUAAGAGAAGCAGUUCUCCUGGAAUAUCAACCCCAUCCCAUGUGGAGAGAAAUAGGAUCAAUGGAUGUGGCAUUGGUGCUAAUACCGCUUCAGAGAAAGUUGAGUGGUCUGAAGGUGGAUUUUCUUCUGCUAGUUCAGCAGUUGACUUGAUCUAUUCAGCUGAAAAGGUUUCAGCUAAAGGAGGCAUUGUUUUUAAAAAACCUCCAUACACAUUGGGGGACACAACUUCUUUAUCACAAAAAUCAGCUGAAAAAGCAUCAAGAGAAUACCCAUCUCAAGGAAUAGAAAGGCGUGCCUACAUGGAAAAUGAAUCUAGAUGCCCUCAAACAAAUGUUUCACGGGGCUGCAAAGAGAUCUCCAACAUGGAAGAGGCAAAAGUGGCAGGAUCAAAGAAACACUCAAAAUGUCUCAAACAUAAUCUUUUGAGUUUGAUAAAUGACAAUAAGAAAAAUAAGGUGUGCCAGCUGUUGUUUCCUUAUGAGGAUCUUGUCAAGUUUUUUCAGUGUAAAAUCUGGGGCAUAUCUCCGAGGGGGCUUCUUAAUUGUGGAAACAGUUGCUAUGCUAAUGCUGUCCUGCAAUGUCUGACCUACACAAAACCUCUCAUGGUGUACUUGCUUCAGAGGUCGCAUUCAAGAACUUGUCGGGUCAAAGGUUGGUGUCUCAUGUGUGAACUUGAGCAGCAUGUUUCUGUGCUGCGGGAAGGUGGAGGCCUUUCGUCUCCCAGUAGGAUCCUUUCAAACAUGAGGAAUAUUGGAUGUCGAAUGGGUGGUGGUAAUCAAGAAGAUGCACAUGAAUUUCUAAGGCUUCUAGUUAUGUCUAUGCAAUCUACGUGCCUUGAGGAAUUUGGUGGUGAGAAGGAAGUAGAUCCAAAAUUGCAAGAGACAACACUAGUACAACAGAUUUUUGGCGGUCGGCUCAAGUCAAAGGUUAAGUGCCUGAGGUGCCAUAUAGUGUCUGAAAGAUAUGAGAAUAUUAUGGAUCUUACAUUGGAGAUACAUGGUUGGGUUGAAUCUUUGGAAGAUGCACUCACACAAUUUACAGCUCCCGAGGAUUUAGAUGGAGAGAACAUGUAUAGAUGUGGAAGGUGUUCUGCAUAUGUUAAUGCCAGAAAGCAGUUGACAUUACAUGAGGUGCCAAACAUCUUAACGAUAGUUCUGAAGAGGUUCCAGACAGGAAACUACGGCAAAAUCAAUAAAUGUGUUACUUUUCCAGACAUGCUGGACAUGAUCCCAUUUGUGACUGGGACUGCUGAUAAUCCUCCCCUGUACAUGUUGUAUGCGGUUGUUGUACAUUUGGAUAACCUGAAUGCAUCAUUCUCUGGGCACUAUGUCUCCUAUGUCAAAGAUCUGGAAGGAACAUGGUUCAGAAUUGACGAUUCCGAGGUGCAGGCUGUACCACUGAGUCAAGUUAUGUCUGAAGGUGCAUACAUGCUAUUCUACUCAAGGUCUUCUCCACGUCCACCAAGAGCUUACAUUGAGAAAGUAUCUUUACAAGCUUAUGCAAAGCGUGACCCUUCAAAAACCCAAAAAUCUCCAAAACAUGGGCAACAGAAACAAAGUAAAAGCCAAUUGACCUCAGAAAAUUCAGGAUACAUGCAAAGUGAUUUCAGACCAGAGUAUAGGGAAGGCAUCGUCAAAGAUCAAACGGACUACAUGAUACAGUCCUCAAGCAGAAAUAUCCUCCCAACAGGGGGAACAUAUGAGUAUUCAUUGAACGUGGACUUCUCUGAUGCUACAUCUAGCGAUUGGUCACUUUUUACAAGCUCUGAUGAAUCAUCCUUCACCACCGAGAGUACCAGAGAUUCGUUCAGCAUGGUGGAUUAUGGAGACAAUGCUAACCUUGAUCCCAUUUCUUCUAUAUUCAGCCCCUUCUAUGUGCCAGAGUAUUCCUACAGCAAUGGCAUUUCAUGUACAAAGUUCUCACCUUGUAGGCCGCAGACAAGAUUCUUCUCGGAGAGCAUGGGUUGUGUGAUGGAUUCUUCGAUGCCAAGUCAAUCUCUUGGCGAUGUACAUAAAGAAAGGAAUCUAGAGCAGCUCCUUGCUUUUUCAUCUGAGUCUUUAUCUUCGGCAAGCAGCUGUAGUCUGUAUGGUCGGUACCGAAGCAAUACCAAAGAUGGUUUUGUUCGAACUUCUGGAUUUUGUGAUCUGUAGUGGUUAGCUUCUAUUAGUUCUAGUGGAACCCUCUUGCUGUGGUUGAUCCCAAUCUGAGCGCUGGCCAUGCCUCAUAUUUUUUAAUUGAGCGCGGCAUGAGCUGAUCAUAAUGCAAUUGUCAUGGGGGAUGCAGCAAGAACCUAUGUACUUGAGGAAGUAAAUUAGUGGACAUUCUUAAUUUCAUUUUAGGAAUUUAGAUAAUGUUCUCAUGGUGAUGGUCAAUCAUAUUGUAGUAUCCAUUCU